AUAUAAGCUAUCUAAAACAUCACCCUGCUCCUCCCUGAUAAAAAUUUGAACGCUCUGACGAAGAAAAUGAAGCAAAAGGUAGUGAUCCGGGUGAACUUGAAUAAUGGCAAAAAGAAUGCUCGGACCAAGGCCUUGCAGAUUGCAGUUGGUGUACAAGGUGUUGAAUCAGUAUCUUUACAAGGUGAGGAUAGCAGUCAAAUUGUUGUUGUUGGGAAUGACAUUGAUUCAGUCCACUUGACAUCUUUGCUGAGGAAGAAAGUUGGAUCUGCUGAAUUAAUGAGUCUAUCACCAAUCAGUUAUGAGGGGAACAAACACAACGGAAUACAAUCAAUGGUUUGGCAAUCUUAUCAAGCUAGUGUGCCAUAUUAUUACACGUAUGACGUCCCAGAUAACAACCAAGACUCUUGUACUAUUAUGUGACCACGUGUUUGAAUUUUGUCAAUGGCUACAGCAUAGGUAGAGUUUCUUAGAUGCUGUAUCUUAGAUUCUACAAACGAUUCAUGCCGUUGAAUUUAAUUCAAAAAUCACAAGUAGAGCACCACGUGUAAGAAGUGUGAAAUGACUUUCUAUAGUCUAUCUCUUUAAUAGAAGAGAAAAAUUUUGUAAAAGAAAGUGUAAUUGACUAAGAAAUUAUAUUCAUGUAAUCUACUAAGAAAUAAGGAUCUAGUUCAAGGCAUAUGGUUUAUUGUUAAAAUAUAUUUCUUCAACAUUAUUUGCGAAAGUUCUCUAAACUGAGCAAUGGCUAGAAAAUGGAAUUCUAAACCUCCUAGUAGACCUCAAAAACAUCUAAUAAAGUGGGGAGAAGGAGAUCUGAAUAUCAUCAAAUCCCACUAUUUUGUAAGUUUGUUCCCCCGUAGGAGCAGUAGACAAUAACUGCUAAGACAGUGAAUUCAAGAUGGAAAAACCUCACCCUUGCCUUAGGGUAUAUAGCUAUUUAUUUUCAUUAUGUAAUAAUAACACUACAUUGUUU
Messenger RNA from Quercus robur (English oak), 970 nucleotides. RefSeq names its product disease resistance protein Pik-1-like. The coding region runs from base 67 to 420 and encodes 117 amino acids. The record is from RefSeq and is a predicted model, not a curated record. The transcript is spliced from 3 exons. Lineage: Eukaryota; Viridiplantae; Streptophyta; Magnoliopsida; Fagales; Fagaceae.